CCUCCUGGGUGUCCAAUCAUACCCUAGUUUGCUGCAGCGGCUUUAUUUGACUUCACUUUUCACGUGAGCGUGGACGCCUUUUACAAUUUACGUUUUUGUUUUGAAAUACAUGUUCUUUUUAGAUUUUGCAAGUGGUUCAAAUUAUGAUUCUAUUCUGACUUCUCAAAUCGUAUCCCAUGUGGACGGUUGGUGCAACGUGCAACUGGACUCUUCUCUGAAAGUCAGUGGAAAGCGCACCAGUUUGCUACCAUCAUCCUAAACAUUGGAUCCCGGCAUAAAUGUCUCUGCUAGAGGACGUCUUACAUUUGUUGCGGUCCGUCCUGGAGUAUUUUGGUGUGCCCCCGGACAUGCUGGUUCCAGUAUGGGAAAGCCAGUUGUGUGGACAGUACCGCAGCGUUGUGCGCAUGAUAGGCAGCAACCUUCCACUUACACCCUCACCUCGUGUCCACUUCCAGAUCCCUCUUCAUAGCUACAGACCGCAUGGUUAUGUUGAUGUCACCAUGGACACACCUGCUAUCCCUUCAUUGGCCGAUGUGUUGUGGGUGGCGGAAGAUGAGGGGGACAGUUUUGCGAAGAUCAGGAAUUACGUGCAUCCAUGUAAGCAAAGUUCUGUGAGUGGGCGAGUUGAGAUGGUGCUGGAACCUCCAGGAGAAAAGGUUGGACAUCAGGGGCUAGUGCCCUCACAACCCCACAACAGAGGCCCUAUAACGGGGCAAAGGUCAGACCCAGAGGCCCUGAGGAAGAUCACCGUCCUGGAAGACGAGUUGCUCAAGCUCCGGGCCCAGAUAGCCAUGAUUGUAUUGGCAGCACCACCCACAGCUCCACCCCCCACACAGAAUGUUCCGGGCACACCCGAAUCCCUGAUGUCUCCUCCGAUGCUCACCUCCACCCCUCGCUGCGCUCUCCCACCUCCUCCCCCACCUCCUCCCCCACCUCCUCCUCCCCCCCCGUCCAACUCCCCUGCGGUCGCCCCGUCCACUCUGGACCUCAUCCGGCAGCGCAGGGAGGCGAGCAAGCCCAGCGCCCAGGUUAAGGGCUCCACCCAGGGGCAACCGCAUCCUCAGGACCAAGGGGUUCCGUCAAUGCUGGAUGUGCUCAAAAACUUGAACCAGGUCAAACUGCGCACCACAGUGGAGAGGUCACCGGGGGGAACACCAAUGAGGAAGCGACAGAGCAGAGGUUCGGCUCUGCUGAACGAUCCAGCGGCGCUGAUUGCCGAGGCGCUGAGGAAAAAGUUUGCCUACCGUCGCCACGACGACUCGAAUGACAAGGAAAACCGUUCGGCGGAGCUGUCACCGUUUGGCAGCCCAGAGGUGCUCCCUGUUCCCCUGCUUUCCAGGCGUAGCCAAGGACGACUCCACCGGUGAAGGGUUACCUCUUGAUCACCUCAGGUUAACUGUGACCUCUUAAAACCACCUCAGGCCCCAAAGGUCAACUAUUUACCAGCAGCCAAUUACAUCGCCAGCUGACGUGCCUACAUCAACUACUGCAACUGCUGACUCUGUUCUUUUUUUUUUAUUCAAUGGUAUAUUUUUAUUUGGGAGUUUACAAUCGACCUGCUUUUUUUCUGUUGUGUUUCGUAUGGCAUUGUUUUUGUUGUUGGUUUCUGCCAGAGGUGUUGAAUGUAGUUCUCCCAUGCAGUCAUUUCAAUGUUAAUUUAGCUGUAUGUAAGAUUUUCUUUUGUACUGUAAAUUGAAUGUUAUUUUUUGUUGUUGUACAGUUUCACCAUGCCAUGUGUUUGCGUAGGUGGCAAAUGAUGUCCUGUUAUCUGUGCACAUUUUAUUUAAUGAAAAUCUUCGGGGAAAUAUUUAAUAAUGAUGCAAGGGUGUUAAGCAGCUUUCGACUGCUUAAACCUGCCAUGAUCUUUCUUAGGUCUUGAAUGUAACGUUAACCCUAUCAUCGUAAACAAGGUGAGGAACUGGGGCUGUGAUACCUAAAUGCAGGUUUUUCUCUAUGCAACCUGUCUUGUUUUCCUACGUUUUGACUUUGCUGCUUUGCGUGACAUUGCUCUGGCUGUACCCGUGCAUGUGGAACACAAUUCGUCUGUCCAGUAGUUGUCGAGCUGAGUUGGAAGACCAGGACUGUAUGCAUUUACACUGUGUUGUCAAUAUACAUGAUAUUUUCACUUACUCCAGCCCUUUUUCCUCGUGAGGAUUCAAGUGGUGUGGUUUGUCUUGGCAGACUGUGAGGAUUCCCAGGCUGGUGUUGGUCUGUGUGUGCAUUAUACACGGAAAGACUGCAGCUGUUUUCAAGCUCAACUUAGUAUCUCUUACUUCCACUCAGAUAUUUCCCAGUCCUCUCUUUCUUAAGGUUUUCUCAGUGACUGUAGCAGAUGGUAAAACUGCUUUCCGAAGGCCAGGACUCAAAAGGAAACCCUAUAUACCACUGUGAGUGCUUACCGAAGCACCUGAUGUUGGUUCAUUUGUAUUGUCGAUUAAGUUACUGCUUGGACAGUAACUGGGUAAGUUGACCAGUUGGUCCUAAAAGAAGUUGACUGCAGCCGUCUUAGGUGGAUAGAUGAUUUGACACAAGCUGGGAUC
This is a messenger RNA of Osmerus eperlanus (European smelt), 2540 nucleotides long. It is a transcript of the gene mtfr2, whose product is annotated as mitochondrial fission regulator 2. The record is from RefSeq and is a predicted model, not a curated record. The coding region runs from base 279 to 1367 and encodes 362 amino acids. Gene Ontology annotation, cellular component: mitochondrion. The transcript has 8 exons. NCBI's taxonomy places the organism in Eukaryota, Metazoa, Chordata, Actinopteri, Osmeriformes, Osmeridae. Gene Ontology annotation, biological process: mitochondrial fission; aerobic respiration.